This is a messenger RNA of Pterocles gutturalis (yellow-throated sandgrouse), 1274 nucleotides long. RefSeq names its product membrane-associated phosphatidylinositol transfer protein 2-like. Gene Ontology annotation, biological process: phospholipid transport. Lineage: Eukaryota; Metazoa; Chordata; Aves; Pterocliformes; Pteroclidae. Gene Ontology annotation, cellular component: cytoplasm. The annotation marks the transcript as partial. Gene Ontology annotation, molecular function: phosphatidylinositol transfer activity; phosphatidylcholine intramembrane carrier activity; phosphatidylcholine binding. The transcript has 7 exons. The record is from RefSeq and is a predicted model, not a curated record.
GGUCGGGAGAUGCAGGACAGUGUGGGCAGGAGGGGGGUCCCUGCUCCGUGGCUGAUGUGUGGGUGGGCUCUGUCCUCCCGCAGGUGAUGAGGCACGAGAACUCGAGCGUGUUGGAGCUGGAUGGGAAGGAGGUGUCUGUUUUCACCCCCUCCAAGCCCCGCGAGAAGUGGCUCCGCAAGAGGACGCACGUGAAGCUCCGGAACGUCACAGCCAACCACAGGAUAAAUGACACCAUCGCCAAUGAAGAUGGGCCCCAGACCUUAACGGGAAGAUUCAUGUACGGUCCUUUAGAUAUGGUUACGCUCACAGGAGAAAAGGUGGACAUCCACAUCAUGACCCAGCCGCCAUCGGGAGAGUGGGUUUACUUCGACACGGAGAUCAGCAACAGCAGCGGCAGGAUUACCUACGUCAUCCCCGAGAGCCGGCGCCUGGGCAUCGGCGUGUACCCCGUCAAGAUGGUGGUCAGGGGCGACCACACGUACGCAGACAGCUACAUCACGGUCCUGCCGAAGGGGACGGAGUUUGUGGUGUUCAGCAUCGACGGCUCCUUUGCAGCCAGCGUGUCCAUCAUGGGCAGCGACCCCAAAGUCCGCGCCGGAGCAGUGGAUGUUGUCAGGCACUGGCAAGACCUCGGCUACCUCAUUAUCUACGUCACGGGCCGCCCCGACAUGCAGAAGCAGAGGGUGGUGGCGUGGUUAGCACAGCACAACUUCCCCCACGGGAUCGUCUCCUUCUGCGAUGGGCUCGUUCACGACCCGCUGCGGCACAAAGCCAACUUCCUGAAAUCCCUCAUCACGGACCUCCACAUGAGGAUCCACGCGGCGUAUGGAUCUACGAAGGACAUCUCUGUGUACAGCUCCAUCAGCCUCCCGCCCACCCACAUCUACAUCGUUGGCCGACCCACCAAGAAGCUGCAGAGCCAGUGCCAGUUCAUCACGGAGGGGUACGCAGCCCACCUGGCCCAGCUGGAGUACAACCACCGCUCGCGCCCCGCCAAGAACACCACGCGCAUGGCGCUGCGCAAAGGCAGCUUCGGGCUGCCCGGCCAGACCGAGUUCCUGCGCAAGAGGAACCACCUGCUGCGGACCAUCUCCUCCCAGCCUUCGGCCACCUGCAGCGGCACCGGCCACCGUCCCGAGCGCACCCAGAGCCAGUCCGACGGCGACAAGGAGAGGGACAGGGAACGCAGCCAAAGAAGCAUGAGCAUCGCUACGGGGUGCUGGGGCCGGAGCGCAGCGUCCCGGCUGGAGUCCGGCCUCUUGGGGCAGAAGUAG